AUGCGCGAGAUCUUUCGCGUGGACGAGGUAUUCGAUGCGGUGCGUCUGGUACUUCGCCAUGAGAAUCGUCGCCAGCUCAGGCGAGGCGUAUCGCACGAUGCUGUCGAGGACCUGCUGCUCAGCGCCGCUCGCAGCGUCGAUGAUAGCGACUAG
Molecule: messenger RNA, 153 nt
Organism: Peronospora matthiolae
Lineage: Eukaryota; Oomycota; Peronosporomycetes; Peronosporales; Peronosporaceae
Source: the annotation of a GenBank genome assembly